GUCAGUCGGUUUGCGUCUGCCUUUGAGAGCGGAUCGAACAGUUGCAAGAAGCGAUAGUUGCGCGCUCCGUGCGUGGUUCAGUGUGCGUCGUCAGUGAUUGCCUAGUGACUAAUUAUUAUAAACGUGUGUCAGUGAUUGAAACUAGCAAAUCUGGAGAGGUAUUUCAGUGAUGUGUUGAAAAUCAGCCCUGACAAGCACUCCAGCAUGCACUUCUCUAUCACCUUUCUCAUGGGUGCGUCCACGUGGAUUUGGAUGCUGUUGGUCCUGCCAAGUGUGGAUUACUCCUACGCUCAAGGUCAGAAUGGAACCCGCCAUUACUGGUCACUAAUAAAAACAGGCCAGGACUAUUUCUUCGCGAACACAGGCCAACAGCAGCCACACUUUCUAACAUAUCAACAGCCACAGCGCACCCAGCAGACACAGCAGCAGCCUCAACAGUUUUCCAACUUUUUCUCCCCAGCAGUUGAGAGCAGUGUUUUCACACCAUUUCGAUCCAGUUCAUCGGCACAGAACAGCCAGUUUCAACCAGUACAAAAUAACUUUGGGGUUCAACCAAGUCAUUACCAGAUUCCUCCAUCUGCAUCAGCUGAUAAUGGUCAGUUCAUUGAUGCUUUCAGACAGCCGGCACCCACUCAGUUCCGAACAAACCAACACCUCCCACAACCAUUCCAUCAUCUGCAGGCACAACAGUCAGGGGCACAGAGGUUUCCUUUCGAGAUUCAACCACCAUUGAACCCGCAGAGGUUCCAGGAGACCAGUCCAAGGUUCCAAGCAUCAGAGCCUGUCACUUUACCAAAACCAACUUUCAAUCAAAAUUCAUUCAUUGGUGUUAAAAAUACAGAGGAUGAAACAGGCAGGACAACACAAAGCUAUGUCAAUGUUCAUCAUCCCCAAGGUCUUCUUGAACAGUCACCAACUCCACAAACUACUAGCAACCGAUGGAAACAGGCAGAUAACCUCAGGAGGCAGAAAAAGCCAGUAUCACCUCUCAGACAGAAUGACUUUUCAAAUGGUGGCAUCAAUUCGUUUGUUGAUCAACAGCUUCAAUUGGAUGAAAGCACAUCAGAGACCCCUGUAUCAUCCACAACUGAUUUCACCAGUCUGCGAACAGGUGCUGCAGUUGACAAGAGGAGAAAUGAGGUUCAAAACUAUUCUCGACCAAGAAAUCAACCAACAAAAGAAAACACUCUUCCUAGACAGUACAGUUAUAUCGAGUCGAGAGCUAGAAAACCAACAACAUCAAUUACUGCUUUCAACCCAGAAGAAGAAAAUAUUAAGCCUACAACAGUAAGGGGUAAUAGACUUCAAAUAGCCAGAGUGAAGCCAACAACCUACUCACCACUAUUGCAUUCAGGUACAUUACCAAACAGAUCUAGAAAUCAAUUGAAAAGUCGAUUCAAUAACUCUAGUAGAGAAGGUGUGAGACAGUCUGAAACAAACAAUAACCUAGAGAAUCUCAGUGCAAGUACUGUUUCAUCAUCUGAAUUUGAUGAAAAACAAGUUAUUAAAGAAUACCAGAGGCACUCAUUCAAUAAAAAAGUAACCAAUGGCCCUCCAUUCAAUAGGGGUAGUGCUAAUGUGAGCAACAAGAGAGUUGUUCUCCCCUCUUCAAUUCCCAGUGUUGUGGAGGAGCAUCAUGAAGAAACCAAACAUGGUGAUGAAGAGACAAUCGAAAACGCCACAGACUUUGUACCAUAUGAUGAAGAGGAGCUCAGUGAUGAUCAUGAUGAUGAAAAUGAUGAACAUGUCGAUGAUUCCCCACACCACGAAUCACAUGGAGAACAUGAUGAUAGUCAAUUUACACCAGAUGAGCAUAAAAUAAAUACAACAUCAACAUUCGAAGUACUGCCCAUGCAUCAAGAUCAACCUCAGGUUGCUGAUGAUAAUUUCAAGAAGUUUGUUGAUAGUAUAUCCAUAGAUAGCACAGACAGUCCCCCAAAUCUAGCUGGAGAACCAGAGGAGAAGGCUGGAGAGGUUAGUGGUGUGACUGUCACUAUGGAAUCAAAUAACAAAAAUGCUGAAUCAACUCUCAAUCACACAAGGAGUAUGGAUGAGGAUGAUGAAUUGUCCUCAGUUGUUACCACAAUGAGCAUCAGUAAUGAAUCUGAUAAAGUCCUUUCUGGUCAAUCACAUCUCGCCAAUGAUCAGAUCAAUGCUCCCCCCAGCACAAAAUCAGAUUCAGAUGAUGACACUCCUCAGCCAACUGAGAGCUGGGUGAUUGUUGCUUCUGUACAGACUAGUAGAAGUGUAUCAGGUGCUCGAUUUCUUCCAUCUGGAUCUGUCAAUCAGGAAGAAUUUCCAUCGCCAUUAGCUCCAAAGCCCACAAGUAAUAUAGGAAAUAAAACUUCAUCAGAAACCACUUCUAAAUCUGAAAGUGUUGAAACAAGUGCACCUGAAAUUCUAAAAACUGAUGGAAUGGAUAAUGAAAAUUCAAAAGGAACUGAGAGAGAAGAAACACCUCCGAUCACUGUACCUUCUUCUACUGCUGUUGAAACAGUUUCAACAAAAUCUCCAGUUUCAACUGAGAGUAUAAUCGACAAGCUAGAUAGAGUACAGUCCGAGUUGUCUAGUGGAAUAUUGACUGGUGGUUUCAGGCCAGGUGCAAACAAAUUGGAUAUUGAUGUCUUACCAGAAAUGACAUCUGAAAAUAAUGGUACCUUAGUAACAUCUUCGAGUACAUCUAUGCCAACGUCAUCUACAACAACAUCUACAACCACAACCUCAACAACUACUCCCGGUCCCAACGAUCCACCUCCAGUUGUUAUCAGAAAAUUCAGCCCUUCAUCUCGUCGCGGCACCACUACUACCACCACCCACAAACCCAAUAAGAAAAUCGCAGCAUUGAUCGAAAAUAUUCAGUUUGAUGAAUUGACUGGGCUCCUUCCAGCUGGAUUCAAACCCAGAAGUGGAUUCACAAGGAAAUCUACCACCACUUCAACCACAGUCACUACAUCAAAACCCCCAUCAGAUAGUAUGUUGGCUGAUGAAGCUGUUGAAGCAAAGAGCAAUUCCACCCGAGAAGGAAGUGGAAGGUCUAGUGGAUUGGGAGGUUUAGAGAACAAAAUAAAAUUUGAUGAUGUCAGUGCCUUUCUUCCUCCGGGUUUCAAGCCUACUGCUUCUUCAACUGAAAAGCCAAAAGGACUUGAAAGCCUCUUGAGUAAGAUUAAAUUUGAUGAUGCAAGUUCUCUAUUGCCUCCUGGUUACAAGCCAAGGAAGAGUGAUAAAAAUGAAACUAAAGAAGAGAAAAAGAAUGAGAGUAAAGAGGAGAAAAAGAUACCAGAAAUCAAAUUUGAAGUUCCCAGUAAUCUUCUGCCUCCAGGAUACAAACCACCAGGUAAAUCAUCCGCAGAGAAGAAAGUUGAACCUUCAGCUAUUGACAUAUCGGCUCUACUUCCUCCCGGUUACAAACUCACAACUGAAGCAGCUGCAACUACUGAGUCAAAUGUACUUGAUGCCAUUCUGAGCAAAGUCAAGUUGAAAGAUGUCAGUGCACUUUUACCUGCAGGUUUCAACGAAACAACCACUGGCAGUCCCACUAGCUCCAGUGCUCCUGAAACGACCACCGCCGCAGGUCUGAAAGUAGUUUUCCCAAGCCGUCCCGGAGGCACAAGGAAGAACUCCAACUCAUCGCCCUCCAGAACAAAGUCUGCUGGAGGCCUUGGUCCAGUUCAGCCCAAAAUCCAAAAGGGCUGGCCGACGAGAGCAACAACCGAAUUCACGGGCUGGCCGACGUCGUCCACGACGCCAAUCCCGAUCGAGAAGAUAAUCGCGCAGGCAAAGGCGGCUGCAGCGGCUGCGGCUGCGGCUGCGACUGCGGCUGCAGCGGCUGAGGAGGCGACCACGACGACAACCACGACGACGUCGACGACAACGACGCCACGUUCGACGACGCCCGGCAUCUGCAGCGAGGACUGCAACCUGGCCGCCACCAUCAAGCUGGUCGGAGGCACCAAGUGGGUGCCCGAGCUGCUCGAUCACAACACCAAGGAGUGGCAGCUACUCGCCGACGAGGUCGAGCAACAGCUGGAGAAUGUUUACAGCAGCUCAGAAUCUCUGAGCAAGUGGUAUAAGAGAAUCACCAUUGACGCAUUUAGUGAGGGCAGUGUUCUGGUGGACUACUUUGUGGAGCUGAGCGAGCUUGGCAGGACAGUGAACACAGCUGACAUGAAGCGCAUGUUCCACGACAGCCUGCACCGGGCGACAGUCGCAAGCGACGCUCUGCUAGGGGAGGCGUCCACUGCCGACGCCGCCGCCUCCAACGCCACCACCAAACAGUUCAAACUCGGCAAAUUCGUCGUUGAUCCCAAGUUCACUGAUUUUGUUGUUCUGCCAAAGGCCGUUGUUCCAACAGUGGGAAUGGCUGAGGAGGACGUUUUCUUGCCGCAGUGGGCCAUCGCUGUCAUUGUCAUUGGACUUGCGUCACUUCUGUUUGUAAUUAUAUUUGGUGUCACUGUUCUUGUUAAUCGUCACAAAAGUGCUAAGAAAAAAUCACCAGUGACUCUCACUGAAGAUAUGCUGAAUGAACUGAAUAAGAAUCAUAUGGGAGGUCUCGAUAAUUAUGGUGCUGAUGAUCUGUACAACAUGGAGGAUGUUUGGAAUGAUAAACCUCCCAAGAAAAGAUCGUCUGGCUCUCUGCACGACAACAGCAUGGCGAACUUGUACGAUAGUUGGAGAUCUGAGUGGAACGGUUACUAUUACAAUGCCUAUUAUGGAAAUGGAAGCAGCACCAGUGGUGGCUACGGGCGACGCCGGUCAGAUUACGACACGAAUUUCUGAGAUUACGAGUAAUUUGAAAACUUUCACCAGUGUUGAGGCCAUUCAAUCUCAAAUAAUAUCGAAAUUAGCGCCAUCAAGCAUUGUGAAUUUCAAGAAAUGAUGUAUUGGCUCCAAUUUUCAAUGAGUAAUUCACCAAAGAACAGAUCAAUGAGUGGAAAAUAGGUGAUAGCAGACAGCCUUAGCCUUCUAUCGAAUACUGACAUAUCAAUGAUGAAUUCUGCGGAUAAAGUAUUUUUCUUAAAGUUUAGAAUUGAGACAGAAUUAUACUUCAUACCGUGCCCUGUCACACUAGAGCAUUCAUCAUGUGCAUCGAAUUUCUCUUUUCUGUUUAAAAGAGAAGCUUCAACACAGUCUUUGAUUUCGGUGAUUCCCAGUAUCAAAUGUUUCUAUUCAUUAUAAUAAUUUUCCAACAUCAUUCGAAAAUCAUGCAUUCAUGUUAUGAUAAUUAGUGCUCCACAAUUAUUAACUUUAUAGUUAUCCUUGUGCGUUAAUAAUUAUUCACUCGAGUACAUGAUAGUAGUAAUUAAAUAAGAUGUGCAGCAAGCAAUAGGAUUCAAGAAAACACCAAGCUUGAUGAAAUAAGACUGUGCAAUUAUCGAAACGGGGCCAUUGUAAAAGUAAGCCCCCUCUUCAAUAUUGGUUCACAUGAAUUCUUGAAACGAUUUGAUAUAAUUAUCAUGGGUGAUGUAGGAUGUAAAAUUAAAUAACUGAUUGUGGUGCUGGGCCACAUUGCAUGAGAACAUAUACUGCACUAUUAACGUGCUCAUUACAGGUUCGCAUUAAUAUUUAAUAAUAAUAGCAUGUUAUACCGGAUCCUACAAAAAUAUUGUAAACUUUUCAUGAUAUUUUAUCUCAAUUUUUGAAUAGUCAUCACUUUUGUUCAAAUAACCAGUUAAAUGAAUUUAUCUAUUUCAAUUGGAUGUGAAUAUUCAAAGUGGAUUUUUUUAUUGUAAUUUGUCAUGAGCCCAGGGGUCGAGAGAGAAACAUUUUGUCAAUUGAAGCCUAUUGAGAAUUCGAGAACUUCUCAAAUUCACAAUGCACUUCAAUUACACAAAACGUAUCCAAUAGUAUGAUUGAAUAUCAUUAUCAGUACUGUAGGAAUCAAUCGACUUGGGUGGGGUUGAAUUCUAUUGUAAAAUUACCUUUAUCAUGCCUCUGGUUAUCAAUCCAAUUGAACAUGAAAAUUGAAAUUUUACAUCUAAUUGAGAACAGGAAAGUGUCUUUUUUGACUCUGAAUAUUAAGAAUAUCAAUAAUAAUACAUUAUUGGUUCCUUCUAUCCAGGAGAAAAUAUUAUAUCGCAAUUAUUAUAAUACAAGUAUGAUGUAAGGUUUUAUAAUCUCACUAAUAGUAGAAUUAUACUAUAAUAAACUAAUUUUGUACAUUCCGGUGUAAUUAAUUGAAUCUUUAUUAUUUACAUUUUCUAAAUCAAGGACGCACCCAACUCUUAUAAUGGACACACCAACACAAUAAUAGUUGAUUGUUGAUUUGUCAAUUUGUAAAAUAUUAUGCAUACGAAUAUGCAUUUCGAAUUUUCGUACUAAUUGUCAAUACUGAACUAUAGAUUUAAUUAAUAAAUUCAUAACGUGUAUUUUAAUAUUGUGCUAGGUCUAUAGUUAUGAAUCUUGAAUGUGUUUGAUAAUAUCAAACGAUUUUACCGGUACCGAACUACUUAUUGAAGUAAAUUUGUAUUCAACUUGGAAUUUAUAUGGAUAUUAUAUAUUAUAUAAAUCAUCGUAUAUCUGUAUGUUGUGAAUAUUCCAUUUGUAUCAUCACUAUACUUUCCAAAAUUAUCAUUAUGGAGUAAAUGUAGGUAAAAUUGAACAUAUAUUUGUAUGUUAUUCCCUCCAUAUUAAUGGUUAUUAUUUUGUAUCUAGCCUAUUUGUAAAUUAUAUUGUCAAUGUUAAUUCUAUCAAUUAACUUGAGUGACAUCUACCAUGAUAUUUUACUGUUGCUAUAUUAUUAAUUUUAAUGUUAAGCUCAAUAUGUUAGUAUUACCUUAUAAGUCAUAUUGAAUAUUGUAUAAAAUGAAAAAAUAAUUAUUUCAAAAUCUAACUAUGAUAAAUAAGAAUAUCGUUCGCUCUAGUCAGUUUAACUAUUUGAAUGUAACAACAAGCGGACAAAUUAUUAAUAAAAAUUUUCAAAAAUGUCAUAUAAUUAUUGAUUACUUCGGUAAAAAUAGGCCUACAAUAAAUUUAAUGGACAUAUAAAAACUUUCAUAAUUCUCGAAUCUUCCUCAGAUGUGAGGAAUGAUCAAGAAAUAUUCUAGUUUAGUUACUUGGAAAUUUUAAUCUAAUUUUAGCCUACAUAAGAAUAGGCGAUAGAAAAGGGGUACCGUACAGUGUACAAUAGGCCUACUCUACUACUUUAUCCAAUAUUGUUCAUAAAGGAGUCCAUUUUAUGGUUUAACAUUCAUAAAAAUUCGAAUAAUUGAUAAUUCUGCCAAGAAGAAUCACUAAAUUACUAGAAAAUCUCAAUGAUAUUUUCUAGCAUGGUGUAUGAAACAAUAUCCAAAAUUAUAUUUUACACUCUAUUCAAUAUAACCCUGCCAUAGAUUUUAUGAUUAGGAUAAAACGUGCUUGCACAACUACCUAAGAAAAUGUAAUUAGACUAGUUGUUGAUUAUUUAUUUCAAAUUGUAAAUUUAAAAUUAGUGCGAGUGAUUAAUGAAUAAAAAUGGUAUUAUUUUAAAUAGAGUACUAUUAGUAUUUUAUUUUUGUACUUAAUUGUUUGUAAACUCAAGUUUAUGGUUUUUCAGAAUUUUAAUACAAAAUUGAUUGAAAUCUAUUUCAAAUCCCAAGUUACAGUCUGAAUAGCCUGGAUAUCGUCCAGUGGAUUUUGAACCAUAAAAAGUCAUAAUUGGACCUGUAAUGAAUGAAUAAAAAUUUUUUAUCAAAAAUAAAUAAUCUUAUGAAAAGUAACAUGUAUAUUGCAAAAGCAAUCAUUGACUUUCUUAAAAAUAUAAAUUCAAUGGGAGAAAAAUUUAAUAAAUUUGAUAAGGUAUGCUGAUGUUGUAAAUGCAACAUUUCAAUGCUAUCUUCUCUCUAUGGCAAUAUCCAGGCAAAUAUCAUCUAACAAAUACCUAUGCAUGAAUUUCCAGUUUGGGUAUGCUACACUAUUUCAUUAUUUUUGGUACUAAACUACAUGACAUUAAUAAUAAGUAAUUGUUUAUUUCAAAACUAUAUCUUUAUAAUAUUAUAUGAUCACUUGCUGAAUUAUUCCGCUGUAUUUUACUAUGUAGUAUUUUUUAUUGUGAUUGUACAUUUUUUGUAAAUAAAAAUAUUUUAAAUAA
Molecule: messenger RNA, 8065 nt
Organism: Nilaparvata lugens (brown planthopper)
Lineage: Eukaryota; Metazoa; Arthropoda; Insecta; Hemiptera; Delphacidae
Product: mucin-5AC
Exons: 9
Coding region: 205-4776 (1523 amino acids)
Source: RefSeq, a predicted model, not a curated record